AUGGGCGAUGGCCGAGCUCAUGGGGAGCCCGGCGGCGCUUCGGAGGGGAGGGCGCAGUCGGAGGUGCGUGCCGCCCUCGCCGGGGAGACCCGCGUCCGAGAGGAGGCCCUGCCGGAGCUGCACUACCUGCGUCUCGUGCUCAAGGAGACGCUCCGGCUGCACCCGGCGGCGCCGCUGCUGCUCCCGCGGGAGUGCCCGGAGUCCCGACAUGUCCUCGGCUACACCGUGCCCAAGGGCGCCAUGGUGCUCGUCAACGCGUGGGCCAUCGGCCGGGACGCGGCGACCUGGGGCGCCGACGCCGAGGAGUUUAGGCCGGAGAGGUUCGAAGAGGAGGCGGCGCUGGACUUCAAGGGAACCAACUUCAAGUUCGUGCCGUUCGGCGCCGGCCGGAGGAUGUGCCCUAGGAUCGCCUUUGGCCUUGCGGUCGUGGAGCUCGCACUGGCCAGCUUCCUCUUCCAUUUCGACUGGGAGCUCCCCGCCGGUGGGCUGGAUAUGGAGGAGCAGCUCGGGGUCACGGCCAGGAGGAAGGGCAACCUCUGGCUGCAUGCCACAAUCCGCGUGCCUGCUCCUGUGCCUGCACUAUAG
Triticum turgidum subsp. durum (durum wheat) is the source of this 585-nucleotide messenger RNA. The record is from the annotation of a GenBank genome assembly. Lineage: Eukaryota; Viridiplantae; Streptophyta; Magnoliopsida; Poales; Poaceae.